This is a messenger RNA of Equus quagga, 992 nucleotides long. Its product is annotated as UL16-binding protein 1-like. Gene Ontology annotation, biological process: antigen processing and presentation of endogenous peptide antigen via MHC class I via ER pathway, TAP-independent; immune response; positive regulation of T cell mediated cytotoxicity. NCBI's taxonomy places the organism in Eukaryota, Metazoa, Chordata, Mammalia, Perissodactyla, Equidae. The transcript is spliced from 4 exons. Gene Ontology annotation, cellular component: external side of plasma membrane. The record is from RefSeq and is a predicted model, not a curated record. Bases 137 to 880 code for a protein of 247 amino acids.
AGUGAGGGCGGGCCUUGAGAGCUCCCGAGAUAAAGUCCGGUCGGUCCGCUGCUCACGGGCCAGAAGGUACUCAGGUUGCCUGACAGUCUACCGGGCUCUGCGCGCAGCUGGGUCCCCGUCCCCGCUGCAGGUAGUAAUGGGGUGGACUGCGGGCAUCAAGUUCACUCCGGGCCUCCUGCUCCUGCUCCUGCUCCCGCAGCGGGACUGUCCCCGGGCGGCACAUGCUCACUCUCUUUGCUAUGACUUCACUAUCCUCCCUAAGGCCAGCCCUGGACAAUCCUGGUGUGAGGCUCAAGGCCAGGUCAAUGAAAAGACUUUUCUUUCCUAUGACUGUGGCAGCCAGGAGGUCAAAUCCUUGAGUCUCCUGGGAGAGGAGGUGAAUGGCACGAGGGCCUGGCAAGAACAGAUGGAAACGCUGAGAGACGUGGGGAACUUGCUCAGACAGCAACUGCUGGACGUUAAACGAGAGAAAUACACGGACAGGGACCCUCUCCCGCUGCAGGGCAGGAUGCUGUGUCAGUGUGAAGCCAAUGGACACACGCAUGCAUCCUGGCAGUUCGGCUCCCAAGGACAGACUUUCCUCCUCUUUGACUCGGAGAACAGAACCUGGAAGGUGCUUCACCCUAGAGGCAGACAGAUGAAAGAGAAGUGGGAGAGUGACAGGGAAGUGACUGAGUUCUUCAGGAAGAUCUCCACGGGCGACUGCAGGAGCUGGCUUGAAAGUUUCCUGGUGCACUGGGAGAAAAUGCUGGAGAAAACAGCCUCACCAACCAUGGCCCCAGCUACAGCCCAAUCCAGGGCCAUGGCCAUCACUCCCAUUGCCUGGAUCCUCCUGGUGACCGUGCUCACCAGCUCUCUUCUCCUUGGCCUCCUAGGCUGAGUCCUUCAUACUAACAGGUACUGAGAGCAGAUUGAGAGGGGAGGUAGGGGCACAUUACCUGGAGUGAGGAAGGGAAAGGAGAAUUCCCAGCCCAACCCCUGCCCCUCACUGA